CGUGGAGUGACGCUGGCCCUCGCGGCGGCUGCCAGACCCCGAGUCUCUCCGCGGGAUGAGGAAGUCUGUCUGCAUUCCGUCCUCACAAGCAGCCAGUGGGCAGGGGCCGGGGGACCAGCUCCAACACCACUGCCAGUGCCUUGCCAGUGCACUUGGCCGUACCACUGUUACUUUGCAUGUCUCACCUGGUGAGUAGGUCUUUCUGGGGUGACUUCAGCCUCUGGGGAAGCUCCUUGUUAGAAAAUUUUCUGCCCACUUACAGUGACGGCAGUUAGACGGUCACAUCAGCAGCCACUUCUACAAGGUGGGACCCCUACCUUCCUGUCACUGCUAAUGAGAUGAGAGACGCACAGCUGAACCAAUCAGCUCCUCUCCUGGGACCCAGGACUGGAAUUGGAACCACCAUCCUGUCACGUCUGCUUGUGAGAAGUGAGAUGGAGUAGGACUGUCAUCUCCACCCUGUGCGUGGAGACAGGGUCAUGACCAGGAGACUGUGUGAGCCCGGGACAGGGAGCCAGACCCAGCAGCUGACUCAGAUGGUUUGUGAUGGUUUCCACUUUGCUCUCGUGGGAGACCCACAGCCUUUCAAGGUGGCCCGGCUGAUUAGAAAGCAGCCUCUAGUCCCUCCCGUACCUCUGCGUCUUUUAUCUAAAGGGCCUCUGAGUGAAUCUCUGUUUCUUCCGACCCAAGGAGGCUGGGGGAGAGCAGGGGCAAAAGGUUGGUCCAUAUGAGGCUACAGUAAUAAAAACAGAGUCAGGAGUAAGGAAAGUGAAUGCUCUGCUCUGUUCUGCCCAGGCUCCCCCUGAAGUGUCCUGCCGGCUUAUAGGUGUGGAAUAUUAAGAGGACAUAGCCUGGUUAGAAUGCCUUCAGGAGAGAGGAACCAGAUAACCAGGACAAGAGCCCUGCUUUCUGGAACCCUUUACCCUGGAGUGCCCGGGAGAUCGGGACGUGUGCCUUCAUUCACGUGGUCACUGACUGCCCACUGGGAGCCUGGCUGCCGAAGGCCCCGUACAGGCCAGGCCACGGAGGGUCCCCGGGCACUAGGCUGAGAACAGGACAGGUGAGACCCCGCUCUCAAGGAGCUCACGUUCUAGUGGAGAGAGACAGAACCCAGUUUUAUUGGGGGAGGGGUACCACUUCAGAAAAAGAACAUAAAACCUAGUCAUGAGCUGCCAUAACGGGGGGCACUUCAUAUUUGAGGGUUCAGGGAGGCCUCUUGGAGAGGAUCACACUGAAGGGCCAGAAGGGGCGGGGGGAGCGUCUGAUAGCAGCGUGUGGAACCCCCACCGCCGUCACAACCACCACCUUCAUUUUAAGCACAUUCCGAAGAAUGACUGGAGUUAAAGUACGUUCUGAGUUUGAGUUACAGACCUGUCUGCCGGUCUGGAACUUCCUUAGAACCCAUCCCACAAAACCAUAGCGGGGCGCGGUGAGGUGCGCCGUGUGCAGGCCUGCUUCCCCAUAGCCGGGAGGCCUUCUCCGUCUCACCCUCAGAGCGAACCUCCAAGCCGCAGCCCCUCUGGAUGAAGAAGCCAGGACUUGUAAGGCAUAAAGCCGGCGCACGGGGGAGCCGGCUGUGGUCGCCCACCUCUGUGUCUCAUUCGGUCACUUCCUCCCCCAAGAGACAGGAAGGAGCUGCAGAGGUGUGGUGGGAUUCAGGCCUUCUGGGUCCCCUGCGCCUGCAGAGAACCUGCCGCCUGCAGUCGAAGGGGAGAUUUUCAUGGUCUCGGCGUGCAGUGCCAUGUGCCCAGCCAGACCUCGAGGCAGCUUGACGUUCAGGGAAGACAUCUGGGUCUCAGCCAUAAUCGGCCUGCGCCAGGCUCAUGGUCCACCAGGCACGAUGGGACAAACGGGAGGGUGGAGCAGCCGCUGCUGCGCACAGGCGGAGGGACCUGGGAGGGACCUGGGAGGUGGUCCCGACUCCCUCCGCCUCGCGUCCCUCAUCCUUAUCAAGGGGAGCUCACGGAGAGUGCUCUCAGCAGAGCCCUGGGGAAGCAAAGGUAGCCCCAAGCUCCCGAGCGGCCGUGGCCCACCGUGGCCCCGCGGACCGCACACCUGCUUGCAGAGAAUGUCGCGGGGGGGCACACUCGGUCUCCGUCCGCGUGUGCGUGUCCAGCAGCCCCAACAGAAACGGGGCGGGGGCCACGGGCCUGAUUUCACGCUUUCUCGUGGCUCCGUUAAGAAAGUCACAAGAAUCAGGUGACAGUCGUUUUCAAGUAUAGCCUUAUUUUACGUCAUAUCCCCACUGUUCUCAUUUGAACAAGUAACCGAUGAACUUCAUUAACGAGCUGUUUCACAUGGUUCACCGGCGUCCAGUCAACCCUCACUGCGUCCUCGCACUGGUCACACCAAGUGCCGUCCGUCGCGCCCCGCGGCACGCUCGGUUCCCACGGGAACCCCUGGUCUCUGCUCGGGUUUCAGGAAAUCCGCAGCUGGAAGCGGACUGGGCCCGGGUUGCUCUGACCGCACAACUCUCCCAGCAGGGCCGGGGGAAGGCCGGGCCCCAGCGGGCUGGCGGCUGCAGGGCGGCGGGCCCCACGACCCGGCGGCCGGCGACAGGGCGGAGGCGGCGCCCGUCGAGACGCCACGCAACCCCGGGGCUCCCAGACCCCGCCCGCGCCGCCCUGCGCCGUCCGUCACGCGGCGGCACGGGGCGGGGCGGAACUCCAGAAGGGGCGGUGUCUGCGAGGGGGCGGGGCUCCGGGGGAGGUGCCGCCGGUGGGGGCGGGGCCGGAGGUCCGGCUGGGCCCCGAGUUUCCCCACCGAGCGAGGGGCCGGCCCGCUGCGGCGCCCGCGAGUGGGGCCGUCGGGGUCGCCUGGGUCACCUCAGCCCGAGGGUCCUGCAGGCUCCUGUUCUGACCCCCGCUGCCCUGUCCUCUGAGGGAAGGUGGAGCCACGGAGAGCCCACCUGCGGGACGGUCAGGCCGGAACCGAGGGCCUUACUCCCGGCCGAGCUCGCCGCCCUCCUUGGGGGCUUUCCACAAGCCACUCCCGAUCCAGGAGGGUUGGCCGUGCCCUGCGCGCCGCCGGCUCAGCCCCGCGCUGGGGGGGUGGGGGGGCGGGUGCUCCGCGCUGCAGAGCGGAAGGCAUCUGCCCUGCACCCCGAGGGCUCGGCCCUGCGGACGGAAGGCUCCCCCGGAGCUCAGGAGCGCACUCUGCGGUGAGGGAGGCCCGUUCGGCAGCGUCCGUUGCGCUCGCCCUGGUGCUGGGCACUGCGCGGGGCCGGGGGACGUGCCAGUACCCACUGACGCAAGGGAAACGGAGUCCAGGGAAACCGCAUCAGAGCGGGGCGGGCAGGUGGGCAGGGGGGCGCUCCCGCCGCGCCCCGCCUGUCCCUUGCAGACCCAUCAGGAGGCGGGACUUGACCUUGCACGUGGACACGGCUCCGCUCCUGGGGUCUGGGAAGGGACGCUGGCUCAUCACCUGUCCCCCCACGAGCACUCGGCUCCCUCCAGCAGUGGGAAGCCGCCGCACUGCGGUCCCGGUCCCCCCGCGGACGUCCAGCUCAUGACCGCGCUCUGGACCUAGCCUUUCCCUCCUCAAGACACCGCGUCGCCCCUUGGUUCCUCACACCCGCCUGUGGUUUGUCACACUGCAGUGCAUUUUUACUCCCCAGUCCACGCCUCUUUCGCGGGUGAAGUAAGGGGCGGGUCUGACGCCGAACACCUCGGGCCGGUCUGUGAACAGG
This is a messenger RNA of Mustela erminea (ermine), 3688 nucleotides long. Its product is annotated as translation initiation factor IF-2-like. The record is from RefSeq and is a predicted model, not a curated record. The transcript has 2 exons. Bases 2271 to 3164 code for a protein of 297 amino acids. NCBI's taxonomy places the organism in Eukaryota, Metazoa, Chordata, Mammalia, Carnivora, Mustelidae.